Molecule: messenger RNA, 1680 nt
Organism: Clunio marinus
Lineage: Eukaryota; Metazoa; Arthropoda; Insecta; Diptera; Chironomidae
Source: the annotation of a GenBank genome assembly
AUGGAAAAGAAAUCUAAGAUCAAAAAGGAUGCUGAAGAAUCAAGUGAGAAGGAAAAGAAAUUAACAAACGUCGAGAAACGAUUCUACGAGUUGGAAAUUGCUGGAAUCUACAGAAAAAUCGAAAAUAUUCAUGCUCGCAAUAAAGAAGUUGAAAGACAAAAUAAAGAACUUGAAAGGAAAUUAGAAAUUUUCAAAGAAUGUCGCAACGAUCCUUUAGCUCAUCUCAAUCAGGAAGUUAAAGAAAAAGAUAAGCAAGUAUCAGAUCUCGAGAAAAAAAUGAGCAAUCUAGAAAAUUCUGUUAAAAAAGAAACCGAAGAACAUCAAUCGAUGUUGAUUGAUUAUGAUGAGAAAUUUGAAAGAACAGAAAAAGAAUUAUAUAAAGAGAUUGAUAAAUUGGAAAAAGAAUUCAAUUCAAUUCUUGAUUUCAGAAAGCAACGCAAAUCUCUUAUCGAAGAGCUUGAAACUAGAAAUAUUGAAAUGCGUAAAAAAAGCGAGAAAUUGAUGAAUGAAGUAAGACAAAAUGAACUUUCAUUUGAAACUAAAAUGCAUAAAGAAGUCAGAGACAAAAUCUAUGAGAUGUCAACUCAAUUUGCAAAAGAGUUUGAAAUUAAUAUUCCCGAUUCAACUCAACGUUUAAUUCGAGAAAAUGUGAUAUUGAAGAACGCAAUUCAUGAAUUGACUGUUAGAAAUGAUAAAGUUCAAAUUGAAAAUGAGAUUAUUAACGAGGAAAUCGAAAAAACAAUGCAAUCUGAUAAAGUUUUAAUAGAAGAAAUCAAACAACUGAUUCUAACAGGACAACAGCAAGUUGCAACUAUCGAAAACUUAUAUCAACAACAUAAAAAUUUAAAGAAAGAAAAUACUAAAGAAAAAGCAAAUGACGAGAUUAAUAAAGCUCAAGAAAAAUCUAUUGAAUCACAAAAAAAGUCUCACGAAUUGCAACAAAAAAUAAAAAAACUUGAAGAACAAAUCUACGUCAUCAAAAACGAUCUUCAAUUAGAAAAUUAUGACGAGAAAUGUAUUCGUGAAGAUGUCGAGAGAGCAUUUAAAAUUGGAAAGUCAUUGAAAUUAUCGGUGGAAUCUGCUCUAAAGUGUUACAGAGUGAAAGACGAUCCCGACUUUCGUGAAUAUCAACAAAAGAAUAUUUUCUUUGAACUGCUUGCUAUUGCAAAUGAAUUAGAAGAAUGCAGGGAGAGACCAUCAAUUGAAACAAUUCCUUCUAUCAGCGAUUUAUAUGCUGAAAAACUCGAACAGUUCAAUUUACUACACUUGACUAGAGACCUAAAAGAUUCAAAAGAUUUUGUUGCUAAUGUUCCAAUAUUAAGCACUUCAUCAUCAAACAGAGUUUUCUCAACACCAUCAAUUUAUUCUGUUGUAAAUUCAAGCAAAUCGUUUUCAGUCGAUGAAAAAUGUAGCAACUUAAUGGAUCCAGAAACUGCUACUGAAUCUUUACAUUACAGUUCUGAUAGCGAUUCAAAUUUAGAACUUGAAAACAAACCGAACUUUAUACAAAACUUGAUUCAAGAAUCCGAUAAUUUCUCCGAAAUAAUUUCAACUUCAGGAUCUACAAAUCAUUCAUUGAAUCAGAAAUUAUCAAUAUCAAACUCUCAAGCAUCCGAUAAAUUUCAAGAGAAUGAAGAGCAUAAAGAUGGCAGAUCAAGCGAAUCAUACAAAGAAAUGUGA